Molecule: messenger RNA, 766 nt
Organism: Ictalurus punctatus (channel catfish)
Lineage: Eukaryota; Metazoa; Chordata; Actinopteri; Siluriformes; Ictaluridae
Gene: pdx1
Product: pancreatic and duodenal homeobox 1
Exons: 2
Coding region: 26-766 (246 amino acids)
Biological process (GO): regulation of transcription by RNA polymerase II; type B pancreatic cell differentiation
Cellular component (GO): nucleus
Molecular function (GO): RNA polymerase II cis-regulatory region sequence-specific DNA binding; DNA-binding transcription factor activity, RNA polymerase II-specific
Source: RefSeq, a predicted model, not a curated record
UGUUCCCACACCGUGCAUUACAGGCAUGAAUCGGGAAGAACAUUACUACUCAGCCAGCCACCUUUACAAGGACUCCUGUGCCUAUCAGAGGCCACACAAUGAGGAGUACAGCCCAAGCCCGCCGCCGUGCCUUUACAUGACCAGGCAGACCCAAUCCGUCUACGCUUCUCCUGCCUUAGUCACCCAGGACCAACACCAUCUUCCUGAUAUCACGUCCUAUGUGCCCGGACGAGAAGACCUGGCAGUGUCUCAUCUGCCCCACUCACAAGCUCAACAGCUGCCCCUUCAAUCUUUCACGGGUUAUGGAGACUCUCUGGACCUGUGCUCUGAACGAAACAGGUGCCAUCUUCCUUUCCCUUGGAUGAAAUCGACAAAAUCUCACACGCAUGCUUGGAAAGGACAAUGGACAGGUCCGUACGCGGUGGAGCCCGAGGAGAACAAGCGCACGCGCACGGCCUACACGCGCGCGCAGCUGCUCGAGCUGGAGAAGGAGUUCCUCUUCAACAAGUACAUCUCGCGUCCGCGGCGCGUCGAGCUCGCCCUCACGCUUAGCCUUACCGAGCGCCACAUCAAGAUCUGGUUCCAGAACCGGCGCAUGAAGUGGAAGAAGGAGGAGGACAAGCGGAGAGCACGCGGGACGGAUCCCGAGCAAGACUCCUCCGUCACUUCCGGCGACCUCAGAGACGACGCGUGUGGCACGCACGCGGCACCGCCUUCACCUCUGCAGUCUCACACCGCGCCCUCGGUUCCGCGAGACCCCGCCUGA